CAAAAACGGAAGGUCCGUAACAAUGUUGGCUCAAGGUUCCGAGGGGCCGUCGCCGGCCUCCCAGGGUUCCCUUCGGGCGUCUUUCGUUUCUGUCAGCCAUCUGCAGACGGCAUGAUGCGCCGUCGCACGUCCCACAGCGUCGGCGCGCUGCUCCUGCUGCUGGUAGCGCGCGGCGCCCCGAGCGCCGGGUCGCCGGCGAGCGGGACGCUGGCCCGCCCGAGGCUGGAGGGUUCGGCGAGCGGUCGCCCUCGCGAGCCGCAGGCAGCGUUCGGCAGGCGCCAGGCUACCAGCGGCGCGCAGUUGCUCAAGCUCUUGGCGGGUGAUGGGGUCGCCUACAGCCAGUUCGGUAUUUCGGUGGCCGUGAGCUCCGACGGGGCCCGCGUGGUGGUAGGGGCCGGCGGCUACUACGAUGACGACGAGCUGGGCAGUCAGUUUGGCUCCGCGUACGUGCUCGACGGGGCCACUGGCGAGAGGCUGCUCAAGCUUGUGGCGAGUGAUGGGGCCCAAUUCGACUCGUUCGGUUACUCGGUGGCCGUGAGCUCCGACGGGGCCCGCGUGGUGGUGGGGAGCGUCUAUGAUGAUGACCAGGCCUCCACUACAGGCUCCGCGUACGUGUUCAACGGUACCACCGGCGAGAGGCUGCUCAAGCUUGUGGCGAGUGAUGGGGCCGCAAACGAUUAUUUCGGUGACUCGGUGGCCGUGAGCUCCGACGGGGCCCGCGUGGUGGUGGGGGCCACUGGUGACGACGACCAGGGCGCCAAUUCAGGCUCCGCGUACGUGCUCGACGGGGCCACUGGCGAGAGGCUGUUCAAGCUUGUGGCGAGUGAUGGGGCCGCAGGCGACUCGUUCGGUUACUCGGUGUCCGUGAGCUCCGACGGGGCCCGCGUGGUGGUGGGGGCCACUGGUGACGACGACCAGGGCACCAAUUCAGGCUCCGCGUACGUGUUCGACGGUACCACCGGCGAGAGGCUGCUCAAGCUUGUGGCGAGUGAUGCGGCCGCAUACAGCAAAUUUGGUAAUUCGGUGGCCGUGAGCUCCGACGGGGCCCGCGUGGUGGUGGGGGCCUGCCAAGACGACGACCAGGGCGUCUAUUCAGGCUCCGCGUACGUGCUCGACGGUACCACCGGCGAGAGGCUGCUCAAGCUUGUGGCGAGUGAUGGGGCCCAACUCGACAGGUUCGGUUACUCGGUGGCCGUGAGCUCCGACGGGGCCCGCGUGGUGGUGGGGACUUGUGGCGAGUGAUGGGGCCGCAAACGAUUAUUUCGGUGACUCGGUGGCCGUGAGCUCCGACGGGGCCCGCGUGGUGGUGGGGGCCAUGAAUGACGACGACCAGGGCACCAAUUCAGGCUCCGCGUACGUGUUCGACUUCACCGAGGCAACAACUGAGACGACCACCGCGACGACCACCAAGACGGCCACGACGACCACCGAUACGGGCACGAGUUCCGCGGCGUCAAGCACUACUACCAUCAUCAAGACAAACACCGAGACAACAACUGAGACGACCACCGCGACGACCACCAAGACGGCCACGACGACCACCGAUACGGGCAUGAGUUCGGACACGUCAAACACCACAGCGACCACCGAGCCAUGGGGAUUAAUUGCAGUCUUCGCUGGUGUCUUGAUCUUGUUCUUGGUCUGCUGCGUCGCGCUGGGAUGCCUGGUGAAGCGCAGACGUGGCAGGAGCCCAAGACCCGAGCGCGGCAUUGACAACGCGGAAGUUAAGGACAACGAGUACAACGAGUCGGAGCAGGUCGCGGAGAUCUAGCACGACGCGGAGCCUGAGGCCUUCCUAUAAUCUCCCUCCUCUCCUCGCUCCCUGACGCGCCGCGCAGCUAUCCCUCGGGGAACAGAUCUGAAGGUUCGCAGGAUGAAGUCGGGUCUGUCCCUCUACAGGAGGGAUGUUCAGACAUAGUCAAAACCUAAUGCGCGGACGAUGUUUUGACUAUGUUGGAGCAUUUUUGAGUUUUUUUACAAAACGCUUGUUUUACACAUUUUUCGCCCAUCAUCCCCCUGUAUGGGGGACACUCCCGAUCAUUCCAGUUAUCGGGUGGGAAUUGUCGGGUGGGUAUUCUGCGUUCCUCCCUCCGCCCUCCUCGUAUGAUCCGUUGUUUGCCUCAUGCCUCCAUGGGCCCGAGGUCUCCGACUCCCUGGAUAUGUAAGUGCGAUGCAGUUGCUCUACAUGGUUUCCAGGAUCCGAGGGGAGCGGUGCUCUUGCGCCGCCUGGACCGCAGAAAGGAGACCCACUUUCUGCAGGCCCACGGUAACCUGGGGCUCCCCUUUACAUUAGCUUGAGCUUGAUGCUCUGCCUUCGGUGUGAGCGUCGCUCCAUUUUCGAUCCAAUCUAUUUGAAGGCCAGCUGUAUGCGCUUGAGCUCGAACUUCCGCUCAAUGCGCGGAAGCUUCGCUCCAUUUUUUAUUUCUCUUUUAGCUUGAGCUUGAACUUCCGCUCAACGCGCGGAAGCUUCGCUCCAUUGCCAUAAUUUCCCUGGGCCCCUCACCCACCUGCCGCGCUCCCCGCGGUGGCUGGUCACGGUCGCCCCAAAGUAGAGGCACCUCCACAAGCAGCGGCCGGUUUUGAGAGAGAACGUGCCAAGCAGUUUAGCUUUGCCUUUCUUCGACCGAUGCGGUGUGGCAGCAAAAACAGAAACCGCCCACUUGCGCCUCGUCCAUCUCGUCCACUUCCCCUUAUUCUCUGUUCACUGCGGUGGGCUCGUGCCGUGCCGACGCGGCGGCGACCCCGCCGAGGGCGCCCCAUCGGGGGUGGGCAGAAGCCCCCUCCCUGACACGUCG
This is a messenger RNA of Prorocentrum cordatum, 2795 nucleotides long. Lineage: Eukaryota; Dinophyceae; Prorocentrales; Prorocentraceae. The record is from the annotation of a GenBank genome assembly.